UUUGACUCUUCUUUCUACGACGGUGGGAUGUGGAGCUAGAAUAUAAGUUUCAAAAUCCAAAAGUUACUAUUUACAAAAGAUGUUCAUGGAGAAUCUAAUAUAAUUUUAGUAUUUUCCCUCUUGAAUCCAACUCGACUCGCCUGAUAUUGAUCUUAGAAAAGGGUUAUCGGGUCCGAAAGCCGAUCCGAUAGUUCGAAGGCUGAAAAGAAAGCCUCGUUAAUAAAAUCCGAUUCCCAGAAAUCGUUGGCUCGAGGCAAUCUUGAAAAUCCUCGUUACCCCGCCAAUGCCAUGUUCGCUCUCUCUUCCGUUCACCCAAUCCUCCUCCCUCAUCCCUUAAACCCUAACCCUAGCCCCCGAAGAAUCAGGAGGACGAGGACGAGGACGAGGAGGAGAACCCUGACCCCGACGAGCUCGAGGGAGGCGGAGCGCGGCGUCGAGUUCGAGACCGGCGACUCCUUCUUCCGCCGCGAGAGCGCCGUGGGCCGCGACCUCGGCGUCCUCUCCGCCUCCCUCCUCCGCCGAUGCUGUGGCGGCGGCGGCGGCGGCCUCCGCGUGCUCGACGCCAUGUGCGGGUGCGGCGUCCGCGCCCUCCGCUACCUCGCCCAGGGCGGCGCCGACUUCGUCUGGGCCAACGACGCCUUCGAGGGCUCCCGCCCCCUCGUCCUCGCCAACCUCGCCCGCGAGCCCAGGUUCUCCACCCUCGGUGAGCGGAGGUGGGUCGUAACCCACUUCGGUGCCAAUAGGGUUCUCGCCGAUUGCUAUCUCCGGAGAGAGUUCUUCGAUCUGGUCGACGUCGACUCCUUCGGGAGCGACUCCUCGUUCUUGAGAUCGGGCAUCGCCGCGGUCAAGAUCGGAGGGCUUUUGUACGUCACGUCGACCUGCGGUAGAUCAUCAGGAGGGCAUCGCCCUCGUUGUUCUUUGGCUUCCUAUGGAGCAUAUGUUCGCCCAGUGCCAUAUUCAAAUGAGAUCGGUUUGCGAAUGCUUUUAGGUGGUGCUUUACGUGAAGCAGCUGCUGUAGGCUUUCAGAUAACGCCACUGUUCUCAUACUAUUCGUAUCAUGCUCCUGUAUUCAGAGUGAUGCUACAAGUUUCCCGUGGAAAGGACCACGACUUCAGCCAUUACGGCUUCAUAAGUUACUGCAAACUAUGUGGGCACUCUCAAACUUAUUCUUGGGAUGAACUCGGGCAGAUUUCCUGUCCUUGUAGAAAUGGCGAGGUUUCCAGCUCUGUAGUUGUCUCUGGUCCGCUUUGGACCGGCCCUCUUCAUGAUGCGGCAUAUUUAUCUGAUAUGUUAAGAUUAGCUACGGAAUGGGGAUGGGCAUACACUGACGGCAAAGGCAACGGUGUCGAUUUAGAAAAGCUUCUCAACCUAAUGAUCGAGGAAAGUGACCCUCUGCUGCCUUCUGGAUACAUCAAACUCGACGAGGUGUGUUUAAAUGUUCCGAUGGGUAUUAAUCUUACAUCCCUCCUUUCUCCGAUCGACAGAUUGCAAGCCGAGCGAGAAUUAAUUCUCCUCCCCUCGCCACCCUCAUCAACAGCUUACGAAGGGAAGGCUACGCCGCGUGCAGAUCACAUAUUGCUCCGAACGCAGUCAAGACGAAUUGCCCGAUGGCUUCUUGCCUCGAGCUGGCUCACGCAAUUCGGCAUCAAAGGUGAGUGAAAUUUUCAGCUAGUUGGCUUUGGGAGCACCAUCAAAUGCGUGCAAGGAGGAGGGAGGUUCCACUUUUGGAAGAGGAAGCAAAAGCAAACCUGUACGUGCUGACGAUGGUGAUUUGAUCCAAUUUUCAGAGAUGGCCUGUCUGCCCAACUGAAUAUUCACCGCACGAUUUGGUAUCUUGCCUGAGGGUAGGUUGCACGCGAAACCUUAAAUAGUUUUUUCUUAAAAAAAAUAAUAAUUUUUUAUUUUUUAAGAUCAAUUUGCAUAAAAUAUUUAUUGAUUUUGCAAAAGCGGGCCAGGUUGAAUUUUAUAUAUUCAAUCUAAAUUUUUAACCUUUAUCACUGUCUCUUCCUCCGCCUCCAUCGGCGCCGGAGGGGAGGGCUCAGAAUGUGUGUGGGUCGUGGGUGGAGCAACGAGGUCGUAAUCGAGGCGGUGUUCAUUAGCGUCUGUGAUGGUGAGAACGGAGACGUGCUUUUCCAAAGAGCAUAUUAUUGAGCCACUAAUGGCGUCAUUCGUUUGUUACUCGUCUCCUUUUAUAACUUGAUCAGAGAAAUUUUUAAAAAGCACUUAUAUCUUUUA
This is a messenger RNA of Ananas comosus (pineapple), 2235 nucleotides long. RefSeq names its product tRNA (guanine(26)-N(2))-dimethyltransferase. Gene Ontology annotation, molecular function: RNA binding. Lineage: Eukaryota; Viridiplantae; Streptophyta; Magnoliopsida; Poales; Bromeliaceae. Gene Ontology annotation, biological process: tRNA N2-guanine methylation. The transcript is spliced from 6 exons. The record is from RefSeq and is a predicted model, not a curated record. Gene Ontology annotation, cellular component: nucleus. The coding region runs from base 289 to 1659 and encodes 456 amino acids.